UACUUUGCAUCACUUUGGUGUGCAUCGAUUUGGUUACGUUGCAGGUUUUAGUACGAGUUUUCAUUGAUUGUGGUCAAUACGCUCGAUCGGUCGUAGAGAGUGUUUAGUCAAUCUGUCAAAAUGGUGAUUGAUAUUAAAAUGUGCCGCUUUGAAAAUGUGCCCUGGGGCUUUAGUCUCGUCGGCGGUGCGGAUUUCGAAUAUCCAUUAACGGUGGUUAAGGUCACUGAAGGUAGCAUCGCUGAGGAGGCAGGUCUUAUGGUCGGUGAUGUAAUUGUACGCAUUAAUGACACAGCCGUCUCACCUUUAACCCACGAGGAAUCCCACAGAGUUAUAACAGGCUGCGGCAGCGUGUUUUUCCUUGGUGUGCAAAGGGAAAAUGAAGAACAAUAUCUGCAGCUACAAUGCUUUCCCACGACCACAAACGGUGGCAUCUCAACACCUAAAACUUUUCUCGAUGUAACCGCACAACCUCCGGCUUCUAGAAACGGGGUUGAUGUACCAGAGCUUCUGGUGACAGCCACCGAUAAUGUUGUGGAAAUGAGAGCAGCCUCGCCUCUUCCUCAACUUGCAGUGGAGCAUCAUUCGGAAUACGAAUGCGAAGACGAUACCCAUACUCCGAAAGAACCUUUGCAGUUCCAAGCAGUAUCUGAGCAUAUUUCAGCACCGCUAGACUUUGCAGAACAAUCGAUAGUUGCCGAGGAGUCCAAAGUCCUUUACAUGCCUGAGCUAGAAGAGAGGCCCUGCUCUGUUCUUUCUGAGAACAGCGAGCGCAAAUUGGUUGAAGAUGAAAUAGCAGCAGUGCUGUCGGGAGAAACCGAGAUUCUCAAGGAACACAAUACUCUGGGUGUAAAUUUCUAUAGGCUUUUCCCCAAACCAGGAGUUUGCAUGAGCAGCGAUGUGUUGCGCACCCUUAAUGAAGAGGCUACCAAGACUAAACUGGAAAAGGAGCAAGAGAAUCGUAGAUGGACAACAUUUUUACAAAAACCAAAUCGUCCCAUACCAAAGAGCAAACAACAAUUAGAGGCUGAAAGGCGCGCUGCCAAUGCGUACAAGGUGAAGAUAGUCAAGUCGGCACCUAGAUCACGUUCAGUGACACCAGUGCCGCCUGAACCCCAAAAAGAACCUACACCACCACCGGUGCAGCCUGAACCUGAGCCCGAACCGGAGCCAGAACUAGAUACUGAAGCUCCAACACCAAUCGACUCUGAAGUACCAAAUUUGGAGGAAGUGCCCAAAGAUGAAAAUGCAGAGGACGAGGCUGAGAACAUGACUUCCGAUGCAAAGGUAGAGGAAAAAUCCGAUAAGGAAAAAGAACUCACUCCCGAAGCAAAGGAAGUGGAAGAAUCUAACAAUCACCAAUGUGAAAAUCCGGAAAUGGAAACAAACAUGCCUGAGGCUUUAGAGGUAGUGGUUGCAAAAACUGAAGAGGAAUUGGCUUUGGAAAGACAACUCGCUGAUGUUCAAAGGCAGUUGGCUGCUCUCUCUUGCCUUCCCAGCACCAUACAAUCGACCCUAGAUGCGGUCACACGCCAAUUGGCUGAUUUGUUACCCACAUUCAAAUUGCAAGAAGAGAAACAAAAAACCCCCGAAGCACGUGAAAUUAGCUUGGAAGCAGUUGAUGAACAAUCAAACAAUAAAGAUGAUAAAAAUACGGAUAUUAAGCAAAAUGACAACGAAGCUGAAAACUGUCAUGAAUCAGAAGAGAAGAGAGCCAGCCAGAACGCCGUCAGCCAACAGCUCGAGCUGGAUAAUAAAGCCAACGAACAAAUUGCGAAUGACACUAAUGAAGCGCGUGAUACAAUUGACAAGAAUCCAAUUAAGCAACAGGAAGUGACUACCACCUCCACCUAUUCCAUGGCCGAGGAGACCCAGCAGAUGGAGGAUGAGCAAAAAUUAAAAAAACAAAAGAUUGAGCUUUGGAAUCGUUUAUUUAAUGGCGAACAUAUUUCUCGUUCAAUUUUUCGUGAAUAUCAUCGGACUUCUGUAGCCAAGCAAAUACAUGUAGACAGAGUCAACUUCAUGAAGUAUCAAAAACCAGAAAAGAAAAUUGACUUGAAUAGAAGUGAAGUUUACAAAGUAGUCCAUCACUUGGACCGACAACCGAUGCGGGGCAUUGAAGUGCGAGCACCCAUUGUGCCAUCAGAAAUGGAUAUCCGAAAUGCCGCCCACUCCUCCUAGAUUGCACAACCAACAAAAGAAUCUCCACACCAGCACUUACAUGCAAGCAUAAAAAUAAGCAUCUGAACGCAGCAAUGGAGGAAAACUUUCACAAAGCAUAUUUUUAAAGCUGUUUGGAGAUACAAAAAUAUUCAAGCUAAAAUAUUUUUUUGGAAUAGAAAAAUAUAAAAUUUCAAUCUAGUAUUUUUUGUCCUGCCACACUAAUGCCGUUACAGUGCAGUGGGUAAUUAUGUUGUAUAUGCGAUUUUAUAAGAAUUUUCUUACCUACGACCCAUGUCAUAUUUAAAAAUUCAAAAAAAAACGCAUUAUUUUUUAACCUUUCACUUUAA
Stomoxys calcitrans (stable fly) is the source of this 2507-nucleotide messenger RNA. RefSeq names its product titin (gene Zasp67). Bases 121 to 2178 code for a protein of 685 amino acids. The record is from RefSeq and is a predicted model, not a curated record. The transcript is spliced from 10 exons. Gene Ontology annotation, biological process: actin cytoskeleton organization; muscle structure development. Gene Ontology annotation, molecular function: actin binding; muscle alpha-actinin binding. Gene Ontology annotation, cellular component: adherens junction; Z disc; stress fiber. NCBI's taxonomy places the organism in Eukaryota, Metazoa, Arthropoda, Insecta, Diptera, Muscidae.